This is a messenger RNA of Trichoderma atroviride IMI 206040, 939 nucleotides long. RefSeq lists its product as uncharacterized. Gene Ontology annotation, molecular function: phosphatidylcholine lysophospholipase A1 activity. The record is from RefSeq and is a predicted model, not a curated record. NCBI's taxonomy places the organism in Eukaryota, Fungi, Ascomycota, Sordariomycetes, Hypocreales, Hypocreaceae.
AUGAAGAAGCUUUGUUCAAUCACAAUAGCGGCGUUACACUUACUGACGGCUGAUGCGUCUGUGUUACAAACAGACGCAUCACAGCAACUCACAAGCCAGCUUGUAAUGAAAGGCAAUGUCCGAGCAACUUUGGCACCUCCUUCCCCGUUGAUUUUCAAAAACACAUCGCCGGGGAAAGCCAUCAAGCCUGGAACAGAGCUCCGAAUUCUUCCAGUCGGAGACUCCAUCACAUAUGGAUUUCUGAGUAACCAGGAUGGCGGCGAUGGAAACGGAUACCGAUUGAGGCUUCGAGAGAAUCUUUCAAACGACACAGUUGUAUUCGCUGGCACCAUAACUUCUCCAGUGGGCAACAUGACCGACGGCUAUUUUGCUGCUUGGAACGGCAAAACAAUACAGUAUAUUGAGAACAAUGUCGGUCCAUCGCUCGACCAGCGCCCAAACAUCAUCCUGCUUCACGCUGGGACCAACGAUAUGAAUCCUGACAGCUCCAUUUCCACGGAAGGCAACGAUCCCGUAGCUGCAUCUCGGCGGCUCGGAAGUUUGAUCGACAAGAUGAUCGACUCGUGCCCGGACGCAGUCAUUCUCGUCGCCAUGAUCAUAGGGACCUGCCGCGUCGACCAGGCUCCCCAGACAGAAAUGUUUCAAUCGCUGGUCCCCGGCGUAGUAAUGCCGAGAUUUCAAGCAGGGAAGCACGUGCUGCCGGUGGACUUUUCGACCUUUGCCCUGAGCAAUUUGAGAGACUGCAUCCAUCCGACGAACCCAGGAUAUCAGCUGCUUGGACAUUAUUGGUAUGACUUUGUCGCGCAGAUUCCGCAGGACUGGAUAACAGAGCCUGUUGGAGACGAUCCCAAGAGGCAGGAUAGUUUUGCUAUGCAUCUUGGCACAAAUACGCCGUUGUUGAUGCUGCUGGUUUCAUUGUUUGUGUUGUUGCAUAUGUGA